UGGAAAUUCGUCUCGAAAAGGGAAAAAAAGUCGGAAUAUAAAAGCAGGAGAAUCCUGACUCGGUUAAGUUGAACUCUUCAAAGUCGCUCCGGUGGGCUCCUCCAAACUCUUCCCGUCGCCCUCCCCGUCGACGUUACGUACGCCGCCGUGGCGUGCCUGCCUGCAAGCCAAAUAACAUGGAGUCCGGCGCCUGGCAUCUCCCCGCAGAGAGCCCGAGCCGAGCCUGAAAGCAGCGCCGCUCUUCCCGCCUCAGCGGCCGCGGCGGCCGGAGCCUCGCGCGGGCGUCGCGCGCGCGGCUCAAAGCUUCGGCUCCGCUCGGAAAGAAUGACGAGCGGCGGCGCCUGAGCCGCCGGCCCCCCUCUGCCGCUACACCAGGCCGAUCUCAGUGAGUUCCCCCUCCUUCUCCUCCUCUACCGAAGCUGCACUCUGAAGGCGGCGGCGGUGGAAGCGGCGGCGGCGGACGUGGCGGCCGGCUCGUCCCCGUCAGCUGUCAGCAGCUGGACCGGCGUGAUCCGCUCCGCGCUGGCCGCCUGACAGCCCGCCGCGUCCGGGCAUUUUCCUGCUGUGAGAGGGGCAGCUGUGGAGGCAGGACGCGGGCCUGGAUAGAAAGGCCACUUCUUUAUGUAACCGCCCAGCGCUCCCGCUCGGGCUUCCAGACCUGGCGUGCUGCGAAAGUGGGUCAGACCCUGAACCGGUUCUGCAGAACCGAGGACCACCUGUUUUUUGGUCUUGUGUGGUGCGUCACUGCACAGCAAAGUUGUUAGCAACUGUUGAUGUUGCUUGCAGGCUGCACAAUGUAGGUGGGCUGCUCACCAGUGGGACUCUUUCCUGUUCUCUGGGGGACCAUGGAGCCAGAACCCCUGACCCCAGGGACCAGCCAGGAGCCCCCGACCUUCGAUUCAGCACAAACUUCUACCAACUUCCUCAACUGCGCCUUAGAGCCCUUGAGUUCUGGAGACGUGGAGGAUGACCUGAUGUCUGCUGGAGAGGAGGGCCCCCAGCCCGGAGCAGAGCCGGGGAGGACCGCACAGAGGACCCUCAAGUCCUCAGCCUUUACCUCCUCCCUAAGCUGGGACUCCGACUCCGAGAAGGAAGCUCUAGAUGAAGAGGAGCUACAGAACUUUUCUAACCCUCACGGUCUGGCUGCUCACAGCCCCGGAUCUCCUUCUUCUGGACUCAGGCUUGACCACGAAGCAGAAAAACUGCAGCGUCCCGGCAGUGAAACGGAAACGUCGCCCCCUGUGGACAGACGCGGUGACGUCCUCCAGAGCAUUGAUGCCUCUCAGCUGGGUCAGAAAGAACUGGAAGACGAUUCCGAGAGAGGGGAGGCAUUCCCGUCCAGACCGGAGGAUGGCUCCCACAUGGAGGCGGAGGAGGACGGUAGAGAGGAGGAGACGAGGCCAAAGAGGAAAGAAAUAGACGUUUACACCUUCCCCGGGGACUCGGACCCAGAGAGCCCCCCUCCCGCCCCCUGGGCUCACUGCACCUUCAUUCAGCGGUGCAGAAAGAAGCGGGUCCUCCUGCGGCCCUUCUCCGGACUCAGAAGCUCCAACAAAUCUGAAAAGCUGACAAAACGGAGUCCCUUAAGGUGUAAAGCUGCAAAGCGUGGACACCCAGGGGGAGGGGUUUAUGAUUUCGAGGAAGACAGCUUUGAGGAGGGGACCAGAAAGCUGAGAGGGAAGAAGUACAAAGAGGAGGAGGUGGGGGCGCCAGAGUCAGGUGAAACCAUUUUCACCUGUGUGGAGUGCAGCAUUUACUUCAGAAAGCAGGUCCACCUGCAGGAGCACAUGGCCGAGCACUGUCAGAGCACGGCAGGGGCGGGCCGGCGUGCCGGGAAGGGCAGAAGUUUUCAGUGCACCGAGUGUGGGUGGAACCUGCCCAACAGGCCGGCGCUGGCGGACCACCACAGAAGGCACUGUGAGUCCCGCCUGAAGAUCCUGGAGGAGAUCGAGAAGCUGAACGAGAACGGAACCGCGAAAGAGAUGGCGGAAAACGAGGAGACUCCCGCCCGCCCGGCCGUUGCACAACAUGCAGGCCCGGUUUCCAAUGCAGGCAAAAUGUCAGACCCAGAAAUAGUCAAAUCUCCACCUCUGUCUCCUGCUUCACUUUCAACACCAGACCAGGACUUUUACGCAACGCCUUUGACUUCAGCUGGAAUCCCGGCUCAGACCAGAACCGUGUCUUCUUACCGCCGCCGCUUUGUCUGCACCAAGUGUAACUUCAGCACAAGAACAUCACAGGCUCUGGCUAAUCACUCCAAGACCCACAAUAGAAAAAAACCUGCUCUCCAGGCUGACUCCCCCUCUCCUGGCUCAGCAUCGACUUUGGCAUCCACCUCCCUAAGGUGUGGUCACUGUGCCUUCCUGACUUCCAGUCUAAGCACACUGAGGGAACACCAGACACUUGUCCACGCUGUGUCUGCUCGCGAGGAGCAGGAUGACGGAGGGUCUCGCCUCUCUGAGUCAAAAAGUCAGCAUGGAGUCACCGCCUCCGAGGACGUCGCGGCUCCAGACCGUCGGCCCAAAAGCCAAGCGGUAGGGAGCAGGAGAUUCAGCACGCGGGGGAAGACCUGGACCCAGUUUAACCCCGAAAUGGACGAUGAAUCGUCGAGUCGAGGGGAAAAACAGGAGCGCAGAAAGGAACUUACCUCUGAGGAAAACUCACCUGUGGGAGGGAAGCCCCAAACAAAAGCGAAACCCAACACCGAGGAGUCUUCUUCAGUGAUCCAUGCUACAUUAACACUGCCUUCCAGAGCGGCUGCAGAAGACAAAGACAUGGAGGAAAUGAACAAAGAUGGAAAGGUGUUCCUCUUGAGGAGGAGUAGGAGGGUCCCCGCCUCUCCGGCCCCAACUGACAGUGACGAUGACGACGUGGACGAGGAAGAUGUGCAACGCUUCCUGUCCCAGCACAUGUUAGAUGAAGACGACUCCGAUGAGGACGCAGAGGCGCUGAAGCCCGUGGAGAAGAAAUGUCCCUACUGCCCUGAUCGGUUUCACAAUGGAAUCGGGCUCGCCAAUCACGUGAGAGGACACCUGAACCGAGUGGGUGUCAGCUACAACGUGCGCCACUUUAUUUCACCAGAAGAAGUCAACGCCAUUGAGAAGAAAUUCUCGUAUCAAAAGAAGAAGAAGAAAGUUGCCAACUUUGAUCCAGACACUUUCAGUGUGAUGCACUGCGAGUUCUGCAAGGCCGGCUUUGACACCCGGGCCGGCCUGUCCAGCCACGCUCGGGCGCACCUCCGUGACUUUGGCAUCACGAACUGGGACAUUACCAUCUCGCCGAUACACAUUCUGAGGGAACUGUUUUCCAGUCGGCCGGACCUGGUCAUUCCCACAGCACCCCCCAGGAGUCAUAGCAGCUACUCAGAGGAGGAGGAGGAGGAGGAAGAUGAAGAGGAUGAUGAGGAGAAGAAAUUAAAGAAAGAUGGGAUUAUUAAAGUCAAGCUUGAGGCAGAGACAAGCAAAAGGACUGUGUGUGUGUCAGAUUUGAAUGCAGUGCCUUCAGCGUCUUGCCAUCAAUGGAAGAAAAAGGAUGGAGAGGACGACUGUAGAGGGGAUGAUGCUGCUGAAGAAGAUGAUGAGGAUCUCCAGCGUUCAGCCCCUGAUGGUUUGAGCGGCGGUCCAGGGAACGCUGGGGAGUGCCGCGGGGACGGCGGCAGCCAAUCUACCGUGGAGGAUGCAGACGCCAAGGUCCAACACCUGAAGUGUGAAGUGUGUGACUCUCAGUUUGAGAGUAGGCGUGGCCUAUCCAGCCACGCCCGCUUCCACUUGCGACAGCUGGGCAUCCCCGCCUCAGAGCGCAGCGGCGCACCAAUCGACCUCCUCUACCGGAUCGCCAAGGAGCAUCACGCAGACGGCAAAGUAAGCCCGUCCCUGUCAGACCCUCUUCCAGCUAGGACCCCCCCACCACCUGCUCCCAUAAAAGAUGAGGAAUUAGAAGACAUGGACUUAGACGAGAAGCCCAUCCCGGCUUUCUUACUGGCCAAAGCAGCAAAAGCUGUGUCGCUGCCAUCUUCCUCUCCAGCUCCCACACCGUCUCCCGGCGCCUCUCCACCGUCGUCUGUCUCUGGUUCUCCUUCAGUGGUGAAGAAAGCCCCCAUUUCCUCUCUGCUGCCUGUGUCUUCCCCCCUGCGCUCUCCUGAGCUCAAGGCUGGGGGCAUGAAAAGCCUUUCUGCCAUGCCGUCAGCUGAAACAGCCAAACCCCUGUGGGCGCCACAGGAGAAUGACGCUCCCCUCAAUCUCGCGCUGGAGGUGGACUCCAGUAAGGACAUCGUCUGCCAGCUGUGCGGCGCCUGGUUCGAGACCCGCAAAGGCCUGUCCAGCCACGCUCGAGCCCACCUGCGGCACUUCGGUGUGGAGUACUCCGAGUCCAAGGGCUCGCCCAUCGACUUACUGAGCCAGCUCAUCGACACCGAUGACUUCAAGCACAAAGCCAGCACGCUGGAGCUGGACAGCCACGCAGAACCAAAGGGCCUCACCUCGACCAUCUCCUCCCCCAAGCAGUCCCUGCUGACCCUGUCCUCUCCAUCACUCCUCUACAAGGUGACCGCUGCAGGGGGGGGAUCGACGUCCAAAGCUACCUCUUCCUCUGCCUCGCCUUUACUUGGUCCCCCUGCCAAGCGUCCCAAGGCCUCUUCCAUGCAGGUCUUCCGCCUCAGCAGCGGGGAGCUUAUGGCUCUUCCACACAGCGAACCUCCGAAGGAGAUCGGCUGCGAGUUCUGUGGGGAAUAUUUUGAGAAUCGGAAAGGGCUUUCCAGCCACGCCCGGUCCCACCUGCGCCAAAUGGGAAUCACAGAGUGGACCGUCAACGGAUCCCCGAUAGACACGCUGCGGGAGAUCAUCACACGGCGGGGCCUGCCCUGCGCCCUUCCUCAGAAUCCUCUCAAAACCCCGCCUCCUUCCUCGCCAGGACCUCCUCGUUCCCCUCUGAGAGCCUCCUCCUCUCCCUCAACGGGCCUCCUCAGUCGCCUUCCCUUUACCUUCGCCCGUCCCUCCAGCCCUCCUCAGUCCACGGGCUCCAAGUCCAGCUCGGCGUCUUCUGCUCCUUCAGGCGGUCUGAGUCUGAAGCUGAAGAGUGAGCCGGUGCAGCUGGAGGUCACGGCUCCUGCGGCGGCCGAGAAGUCUGGAGGCUUUUCAGCCGGCACUCCUAAUUCCAACUGGAGCUCCGACAACGCCUUCCCCCUCAACCUGGCCAAGUCUCCAGACGUGGAGCCUACGAGGGACAUCCGCUGUGAGUUCUGUGGGGAGUAUUUUGAGAACCGGAAAGGCCUCUCCAGUCACGCUCGCUCCCACCUGCGACAAAUGGGCAUCACCGAGUGGUGCGUGAACGGCUCCCCCAUCGACACUCUCAGGGAGGUCAUGAACAAGAAAGGGCUGGGCGGCUCCUCAGACCAGGGGGUGAAGAAAGAGCUGAGCCAAAAAGCUAGCAGUCCGUCGUGGGAGAAGAAAGUUGGCGGCUCGGAGAGUUUUGGCUUCUUUCAGUCCUCCAAGUACCGCAACUCCCCUCUGGGUUUGGUUCAGUCGGGACCACGUCUCCAGAAACCGGGCUUAGGGCCCGGGUCUGGCACCACCCCCGCAGGGAAGUUUUUCCGGAUGUCCCCACUGGGGAAGCGACCUCUAUCGGGGGAGUCCCGGUCGGCGGAGACGGCGCACUCAUCUCCUCAUCGGCUGAAGACCAUGCCCCCUCUUCCCCGGGAUUUCUCAGUCAAACGAAAGCCCUCCCCAGAGAAGCAUCAGGAUCCCAGCUGUGAGCUGUGCGGCUUCUACUUUGAGAACCGCAAGGCUCUAGCCAGCCACGCUCGAGCCCACCUCAGGCAGUUUGGUGUGACUGAGUGGAGUGUGAAUGGAUCGCCCAUCGAGACGCUUAGCGCUUGGAUGCGCAGCAGGCCUCAGAAGGUGUUGGAGAUGCACCGCAGCUACAUGCAGGGUAACCGCUCCGCCCUGAAGAAGAAGGCCCCCUCUUCCUCCUCCUCCUCUUCGUCCUCCUCUUCCUCUCAGUGGUCUUCGUCUGUGGCCGUAGGGCUGGGACGACCAACGAGCCAAGAAGUCAGCCAACGCGCCUCCUCCUCCUCCUCCAGAGCUUCAGGGGACCAUGCUGGUACCAGCUCGCACGGAGGGCCCGUCCGGCCCGGCCGCAGCAGCCCCAGCUUCUCGCGGCUCAGCGGCGCCUCCCCUCCCCAAGCACAGGUGGCUCGCAGUGAGCUGAAUGUCCGUCUGCCCCGAGGUUUCGAGCGUCGGCCCUUAAAGCACCCUUCCUGCCCAGAGGGAACAGAGAGGGACAGCGGUACUCCUAAACCCCUACGCACAGGCACCGUCCCCGCCCUGGUGCCCAAACCACCCUCCUACCCGCUGGUCAAGCUGGUGGGCAAGUUCUACACACUGAAGUGCCGGUUCUGUGAGGUGGAGUUCCACGGUCCGCUGUCGGUGCAGGAGGACUGGAUCAGACACCUCCAGCAGCACAUCAUCAAGAUGAACUACAACAAGCCUGUUGCUUGCAAAGCGACGGCGGCCGACCCCCAGCCCUCGGUCCAAGCCUCCACCUCUACCUCACAAACCUCCCCCGCCCACGCCGCGGUUGCUAGGAGCUGCUCCCCCGCACCUUUGUCCGACUGUGCCCCUGCCAUAACUGCCACAGAGGCGAUCCGGGAUUCCGAGGAGCAGCCCGGCCUCAUUCCAGCCCCCCUGACUCUCCCCACGCAGACGGCGUGAGCUCCACCUCGCUGCCCAGAAACCGACCCCCCCAGUUAACAUUCGUCCACCUGUUUCUUUCAUUUGGCCUUGACUGAGUGUUCAGGAGGAGCUCUCUCCCUCUGAAGAGCCCUCCGAGCUCCAAGCACCUUUCAAGCAGCUCCUGACUGUUACAAAGUCCUGUUACCAUGGGAACGGAGCCCUCCUGGACUGUCUGUGCAGUGGGGGCUGGUGAUUGCUGGUGAUUAUGGGAACUGUCCAAGGUCACGAGGAGCGACGAGCUAAUGUUUUUGUGUUUGCCUUGUUUCUACUGAAUGUUCAUCAUGACUUUAUAUUACCUUUUAGAUGAACGUGUAGGUUUAACACGCCCCUCCUUCCAAACCCCCGCAGCACCCCACCCCUUAAAAAAACUCGCACUUCCAUACCUCCCGCUUAAAGAUCAAAGGUCCCGAUGAGAUUAAAGUCACGUUUCCACUGAGUGCUGAGGUUUGGUUGAUGCUCCUUCACCCUGUCCAGGCUCCUUUUUAACGUAAAUAUGUUUGAAAAUCACAGAGACUGAGUCCAAAUUCCCAACUAACUAGUAAAAAACUAUAUAGUUUAGGACUAUCUAGUACCUUGGAUUUUAAAAGCAAUUCAGACACAAUGGUCACUACUUUUUUUUCUCUAAACUGCAGCUAUGUCGUCACAGGUUUCACAAAGUGAAAAUCCAUUUGACUCCAUUGUGUUCUGAUGAAGAAAACGUUGAUAGUUUAUUAAAAAAAAUACAUUUAAACACUUUUUUUUGUUCAAACGCAAUGCAUUGUGGUCUAUAUUCGCUAAUGUAGUAAGCAUUGAAGCACGUUAGUUUUUCGAAAAGAUUUCUGGAAAACUGGAUUCGGACAGCACUAGAAAAUGAGGAACGCGCUAUGUAGUGAGUAGGGAAGAAAUUCGGACGUAACCUCGUGUUGUGGUUCUGAUUUCAAACUCCUCACCUAGUUAGCUUUUACCGUGAGCUGUUAGCUUUAGCCACAACUUUGACAAACUGGUUUAAAAUUGUCUCCAAAUGUUUUAUUUUCUUACAGACCCACAUAUUAUUAUGGGAUUUUAAAUAUUUUAUUACAUUUUAACAAGGCGCUUUUUCAUAACUAGUUCUCCACUCAACACAUUUUAAACAAUUGUAGCUAACUAGCUUAUUUUCCUGCUCAUUUUUUCCUCCAAAAGGAAGUUUUAAAGAAAAUUCUCCCUCAAUUGUGCUUAUAAGAGCACUUCACAGUUUUGGAUUCUUAUAUUUGUCUCUAAUUUAGAUUCAAAGUUCCUCAACGUUCUUUUUUAAAGAGAAAUAUUUUAAAGAGCUGAAUAACAUGCUUUUGUUAUUCAGCAUGUUAAAAAUAAUCAAGGACACUUUAUAACCCAUACUGAUGCAUUUUUAACACUGCAAAUAAGGUUUGCAGUUUUUAAUCAAAGGAUAAAAUCCUCUUUUCUCUCACUGGCAUCAAACCAAACUUUACCACUCAGUGGACACGUGGCUUACAAUUUCUAACCAAGCUAGUCUUGUGGUUAAGACUUUAAAUAUGGUAGCACUUAGUGUUAAAAAAGGGCACUUUGAACGUUGACACAGCACUUAACAAAUCGCCCAUAAAAUGGGUCGAAUCCAAUCGGAUCAAGAAGUGGAAGCACAUCCAAGAGCGCAGCAGAUUCAAAACGGUCCUUCCGAUAUACAUUUAGCUUUAAUGUAGCGUGAAGCGCUUGAUCGGAACACUUUUGCACACGUUCAUUCCCAAUCGAGGCCAUGUUGUCAAGCCCCCGAUGCUUUUUCCUGUCAUCACGGCUCCAAUCCCCACCGCUGCUGCUGUUGAAGACACAGCUUUUUCCUGCUUUUGAGUCGCAUUUUUUUGUUUUUUUUCCUUCCAUGCACCGCGUUGCAGUUUCCUUCCUGCCUUUUUCAAUGUGACCCAAAUAAGUUAUUUAUUCUUUUGCAACUGAAUGUGGUGAGUUUCAAGCUUCAGUGUAACUUAGGAAGGUCUGAAGACAGACCGCCGGUGUGCGUUAGUCUGGAUGUUCAUGUACAUAUGUAGCAAACGUGCAUUGGUUUUCCAUUUUACGAAGAGAAAGAGGAGUGAACCUGCUCGACUGGAGGUCGAAAAGGAACAAAUCUGCGAGCGUUGUCGUCCAAUCGGGCCCUGAUGGCAUCCGUGGUAGGAGGAGCCAAAGAGUCUGUUUACUUCCACGUCUUGCCUGCGUGAAUCCGUUUACACCAGAGCUGAAAGUGGAGGAAACUGCGAAGUGACAAUGGAACCGAACCGGUUCCCCUGGUUCUGAAGGACUCGCUGGACUACUGUUGAGUUGAAUUCAGCGUCGACACAAACCAAAAGCAGUCUUAGUUCUCAAAUCCUUCUGCAGGUGAAGCGUCAAAGAAAGGGUCCACGUGUGUUGGCGAGCUUCUUGGUUCGGCCCACUUGUUGAAGCUACAUUAUCCCCACCAUUUUAUGGAGUAUAGAAACAUGCUAUAUAACUACAUAUACUUAAGACACUGCUGGUUCUAAUAGAGCUAUCAGCGGUUCUGUUAGCAAAGUAGUUCAAAUAAGUGAUCUUAACUUCCUUUGUUGUGAUUUGAUUUGCACAAUUUGAUGUAUUUUUAUCGCUCUGUGCAUUUCCGUAUUGGCAGUCCUGCAAGGUGAAGUUCAGUUUUUUUAUUUUUGCUUCUCCAAGCUGAAACCUCGGUGCUGGUGAGAGUGUUGCAGCAAGUGACUGAACACCAGGAACAGAUUUGGAUGUGAGAAGUCGCAGAUUUGAACAAAGCAGCCGUCAAAGGGGACCACUUUGCAAAGUUGAGAGAAAAUCCAGCCUCUGCAUUCACCAGAGUGUCGGGGCGCGCUGGAAAUAGCCUGAGCUGCUGUCACUUGCUGUUCGUUGUGUGUCUGUUCGCGAGUGUGUGAGCGUGUGCGUGAAACAGAUGCCACAAAGCGAGCGAAUACGUGUCGGAGGAAUGAACUGUACAGUACUCAAAGGGUUACGUUUCAAGCGAAUCAACUCCAGAACAAACAAUAAAUGUGAUUUCAAUUUCAAUCACUGUCUGUGGCUUCUGAGUGGAACAUUGCAGCAGCUGAGAUGAUCAAGAAAGCACACAACAGCUGUGUUGGUAGUUUUUGACCACCAGGGGGCGGUAAAGUACCAGACAUAACAUGCUGUUUUUGGGGACUUGGGUACAAGUGUUUUAUUAGCAGUAGUGUAAAAAAAUAUAUUUAAAAUCAGGAAAAAUGACAUUUUAAUCAAUUUUAGGUUAAAAAUGCUUGAAAAAGUUACAUUUUUACCAAGGUUUUUGGAUAAUUCAAUUGAUUACACCUAAAAUUACAAAAGAAUGAAUGUCCACAAACAUAUAGUCCCUGCAAACAUGCAUUUAGAAUUGAUUUUUAAAGAAGUAAAGUUUAAAAAAAAAAGGUUGACUGGAGAAAAAAAAUUAAAAUAUUUGCAAUUUCAUAAAAACACUUGAUCAAUCUAAAAAAACAA
Molecule: messenger RNA, 10172 nt
Organism: Oryzias melastigma (Indian medaka)
Lineage: Eukaryota; Metazoa; Chordata; Actinopteri; Beloniformes; Adrianichthyidae
Gene: wizb
Product: protein Wiz
Exons: 16
Coding region: 846-6707 (1953 amino acids)
Biological process (GO): regulation of transcription by RNA polymerase II
Cellular component (GO): nucleus
Molecular function (GO): RNA polymerase II cis-regulatory region sequence-specific DNA binding; DNA-binding transcription factor activity, RNA polymerase II-specific
Source: RefSeq, a predicted model, not a curated record